Messenger RNA from Dermacentor albipictus, 1280 nucleotides. RefSeq lists its product as uncharacterized. The record is from RefSeq and is a predicted model, not a curated record. Lineage: Eukaryota; Metazoa; Arthropoda; Arachnida; Ixodida; Ixodidae.
CGCUAAGAACAUCUCCGCGUCACAGAGCAAGCACCAGCAGGCAAAGCCGUUGAGUUCUCUCUGCCGAAAUGGCGUUUCGCAUCUUCGUCGGCUGCUGCAUUUUCGGCGUGGGAUGGUACGCGGUGGACAGGGUGCGGCCCGGACUGCUCCAGCAGAUCGACGUUGCCGGCAAGAUCGCAGCCCUCCGCACUUCAGCGGUCCCUGCAAUCGAGGUCAAGGAAGGGAAGGACACAAAGGACACUGCCGUCCAGGGCACCAGCGUUGGUGAAUCCGGCUCAGCGACUCAAGGCCAUGUGGCACCUGCCAGUGAUCUUGGAGUGGGAUCUAUGGAAAACAUUUAUGUCAUCGGCGCGCGCAUGUGGUCAAAUGCGCAAUCCCUGUGCGAGCACCUGAUGGAUACACUGGUCCCCACUGACUUGCAACGUCGGCUCCGAGCCGCCUGGACAGCUCUGCAAGGCGUGGAGUGGACGGCAAUCAUUCGCAGUGAAAAGGCGCGAGUGCUGAUGGCGUCGAUUGUGUGCUUCGCCGUCUCAAGGUUAUUUUGUGGAGGCUGCGCCGAGGCGAACCCAAGCGAUGACGACACAUCGCCAGGGAACACCGCUCCUGCCACAGCUGCCGGCUGGAAAUCCAUCUUUAGCAUCUUAAGUAUGGCUCGUGGAAGGUUCUUUGGUUACCGGUAUGAAGGCGGCCACAUCUGCCCGAGAGGAAAAGCCGCCGACCAGUUGUUGCGGGAAGGUGUGGCGGCCGCGGUGAUUCAGCGCUGGUUUCGCACCGAGUUCAAACGAUGGCUUCGAAACGGCACGCCGUCUCGGCUCCGCGUGGCUACAUCGCCGUCGAGCAGCCAGCGCUGGAUCGACGAAGACUACGGCGCCGUAUUCGGCACGGUGCUCGAAGACCCCAGUGUUAGCGCCGACGCACUGGGGCCUCCAGGCGCUGAGCAUUGCUCCGAAGACGAGCUUUUCUCCUACGGGAAGCGCCCCUCGGAAAGCAGUGACCAAGGUGGCGAAGAGGAAGCAUCGCUUCGAGUUCGCGAGUGCCGAAAAGCACUUCCGCCUUCCUCGGCGAAGCUUCCGAAGGCUGUGCUUAGGUUGAAAUCACCCGUAGUGCAGCGGGGUAAAAAGAGCGUGGCAUCGAUCAACCCUUGAAUUUCGUAUGUGCAGGUUACAAUGUUUGCGCAAUUAUUUUACUGGUCGAUGAUAAAUCGCGGAUAAAUCACGAAAUUCUCGCAACAACAUUACUUCGCUUUGUUAGUUAUAAAAGUAAUAUAUUUUUAUUCCUUU